AUGAGCCAGAAUCACGCUCUAGUAUACGGUGGCAGCGGCAUCACCGGCUGGGCCAUCACCAACGCCAUCUUGAACGGCUACCCUACCCCGGGCAGCUUCGCGUCCGUCACGGCCCUCACCAACCGACCGCUCGACACCGAGGCCGCCCUUUGGCCCAAGUCCGACAAGCUUCAUGUCGCCACCGGCAUCGACAUCUUGACCCCCAAGGGGCAAGAGGGUCUCGAGGCUGACCUUAAGGAGAAGGUCAAGAACAUUAACCAAAUCAGCCAUGUCUACUUCUUCGCGUACAUCAUGGACACCGACCCGGUAAAGGAGUGCCAGAUCAACAAGGAGCUCAUCAGGCGCGCCGUCGCCGCCGUCGAGAACCUGUCGCCCAACCUCAAGUUCGUGGUCCUCCCGACCGGCACCAAAGCCUACGGCGUGCACCUGCUCGACGACUUCCCCUUCAAGAAUGACCUGCCGCUGCGCGAGUCGCUGCCGCGCAUCCCCGAGCCCUACGCCAGCCAGAUGUUCUACUACGACCAGACCGACAUGCUCACGGAGAUGGCCAAGGGCAAGGCCUGGACCUGGUGCGAGGUCAUCCCGGACAACAUCAUCGGCUUCGUGCCCAACAACAACAUUUAUUGCUUGGCCCAGACGGUCGGCACCUACCUGGCGCUCUACCGCGACAUCAACGGCGAAGGGGCCGAGGUCGCCUUCCCCGGCACGGAGAAGUCGUGGCGCAACAGCAGCAACGAGAGCAACCAGGACGUCGUGGCCAAGGUGUGCAUCUGGGCGUCGCUGCAACUGGAGACGUCGGCCGAGCAGCGCUACAACGCGGCCGACAGCGCCACCCCGUCGUCGUGGAGCGCCAAGUGGCCCGUCAUCUGCGAGUACUUCGGCCUCAAGGGCACGCCCCCGCCGCCCGGCGGCUCAGGGCCCCAGCCGGCCCAGUACCUGGCCGAUCACUACGAGGAGUGGAAGGCACUCGAGAAGAAGCACGGUCUGGUCACCGGUCGGGUGGGGAACAACCGCAACUUCGGGCCUUUCGCGCACUUCAUCAUGGCUAUGCUGGAUUUCGAUCGCAACAUGGACAUGUCCAAGUGUCAUGCCAUGUGGGGUGAGGGAAAGGAGGAGGUUGACACCAAGCAGUCAUGGUGGACUACGCUUGACAGGUUCAGGAAGGCCAAGAUUAUCCCGUAG
Sodiomyces alkalinus F11 is the source of this 1182-nucleotide messenger RNA. RefSeq lists its product as hypothetical. The record is from RefSeq and is a predicted model, not a curated record. The coding region runs from base 1 to 1182 and encodes 393 amino acids. Lineage: Eukaryota; Fungi; Ascomycota; Sordariomycetes; Glomerellales; Plectosphaerellaceae. The transcript has 3 exons.